AUGUUGGACACUGCAUUUGCUGUCUUUGCACGAGAGCCACAGGCUCUGGCAGUUGCAGACAGCCGUGGCCAGGAGCCUCUUCAUGUUGCUGCAAGGCGAAAGUGUCCUGCGCUGGUGCAGUUGUUGCUGGAUCUCAGAGCGUGCCCGCAUGCGGCCGGGUCCCGAGAUGGACGUUCUGCCCUGCAUUUGGCUGCAGCGAGCAGUGACGUGGAGUCUGUCCGGCGACUCCUGGCGGCCCGAGCCAACCCAGAUUGCCGAGAUCAGCUGAGGAUGCUACCCUUGGACAUCGCAGCUCGUCUGCGGGCACAGGAUGUCCAAGAGGUCCAUGCUGCAUGGAUCGAAUUGAUCGAACCUGAUGGUCUUUCUUAUUGUCCUUCUGGCCACCAUGGCCGGAUCGCCAACCGGGACAUGCUCGUCCGGCAGGAGCUGUGCCAUGUCCUGACUGGCAUCAUGGGCCGGCAGCUCGCGCGUGCCACAUCCCAGCCCGUCGGACCGGCGCAUGACACCUUGGAACAGGUGAUCGCGGGCGUUUAUGAGUUCCAAAAGGCUGAACUACCAGGGUCAGGCAUUUUCGGAUGCGGAUUUGCAGGACUUGCCCCUGAAGGAAGUGGUGUACCCUUAUGA
Messenger RNA from Symbiodinium necroappetens, 624 nucleotides. Lineage: Eukaryota; Dinophyceae; Suessiales; Symbiodiniaceae. The record is from the annotation of a GenBank genome assembly.